Messenger RNA from Notodromas monacha, 1681 nucleotides. NCBI's taxonomy places the organism in Eukaryota, Metazoa, Arthropoda, Ostracoda, Podocopida, Cyprididae. The record is from the annotation of a GenBank genome assembly.
AUGCACAUCAAGACAUUUAUUUAUUCGACAGCCACUUUCUAUGGGCACUUUGUGGCUGGAGAAGAUGAAAAUGACAUCAAACCAGCUGUAAAACGUCUGAAUGAUUUCGGGGUUAAAGUCAUUCUGGAUUACUCAGCUGAGGAGGACAUUUCUGAAGAAGAGGCGGACAAGAAGGAAUCCAUCUCUUAUGACAAUGUGGCUCAAGAAAAGGAUAGCACCCUGUCAGAGGUGCUUGGGCAGCCUGUUGUAAGGGACAAUUCCCUCAAAGUUUUCACUCAUUCCAAAUCUUUGGGGGACAGGCGCAAAGGAGUCAACAGUGCUAGAACUUACUUCUAUGAAGGCGAGGCACAGUGUGAGAAAAACACUGAGAUAUUCCUCAAAUGCAUUGAUGCCAUCUCCAAAGCCACCAAUGGAACUGGGUUUGCAGCCAUUAAGCUCACUGCUCUGGGCAGACCCCAGUUGUUGUUGCAGUUGUCUGAGGCUCUGAUUAGGACCAGGAAGUAUGUGGCUGAAGUACUGGAAACUGACACUAAGCGCAAGUAUAAUCAGAACAUACUCAAGCUGCAUGUGAAUCCAGAACAAUUCAAGGAGAAACUGACUCAGAAGUUGCCCAGUGAGGCUUCAAGUGCCAUAGAUGACCUGGUCAAGCAUACAACCUAUGAUCAGAAUGGAGUCAUCAAUUUGUUCUCCUGGGGUGGGCUGAUAGACAAUGAAAUCCUCCUGUCUGAAAUGCUGAGGGUGCCAUGUUUUAAAACUGGUCAAAUGGUGCCUCUGAUAGACUCUAUGACUACAGAGGAUAAUCACAUUUUCUCCAACACACUAGCCCGCCUCAACACAAUUUUUCAGCAUGCCACAAAUACUCAAGUGAGGGUCAUGGUGGAUGCAGAGCAGACCUACUUCCAGCCAGCCAUAACUAGACUUACCCUAGAGAUGAUGAGGAAGUACAACAAAGAAAAAGCCAUUGUGUUCAACACCUACCAGUGCUACCUUAGGAGAACUUAUCAGGAACUGGUCCUUGAUAUGGAACAAGCAAACAGACAGGAUUUCUAUUUUGGAGCCAAGCUUGUCAGAGGGGCCUACCUGGACCAGGAGAGGGAAAGGGCAAAGCAAUUUGGGUACAAGGACCCAACCAAUCCCACAUUUGAAGCAACCACUGAAAUGUACCAUAGAUGCUUGGUUGAUGUACUCAUGAGGGCCAGGGAAUACAGAAGACAGCAAGGCCCUGAUGCUGCUCCCAAAACAAGGAUAAUGGUGGCUACCCACAAUGAAGAAACUGUGCGUUUUGCUGUGCGCAAGAUGCAAGAGAUGAAUAUCCCACCUUCUGCCGGGAUACUUUUUUUUGGCCAACUUUAUGGAAUGUGCGACCAAGUGUCUUUUCCUCUGGGUCAAGGCGGCUUUUCUGUUUACAAAUACGUUCCUUAUGGACCAGUCCUCGAAGUGAUGCCCUACUUGUCUCGCAGAGUGGAGGAGAACAAAGGAAUUUUGAGUAAAGUGAAAAAAGAGAAGCGCAUGUUGAGGAAGGAACUUAUGAGAAGGUUUUUGCGAGGCCAAUGGAUUUACACUCCAGUUGGACCAGCAUCUUGACUGUCUUGAGUUCUUAUCAUUGGGAUGGAUUUGUUCUACAGUUUGAAUUGAGAUCUUACACUUGAAGAUGAUGGAAGUGAAGUAUUGUUCAGACUGA